This is a messenger RNA of Melitaea cinxia (Glanville fritillary), 1547 nucleotides long. RefSeq names its product alpha-tocopherol transfer protein-like. Gene Ontology annotation, cellular component: membrane. Gene Ontology annotation, molecular function: phosphatidylinositol bisphosphate binding. The transcript is spliced from 6 exons. Bases 319 to 1242 code for a protein of 307 amino acids. The record is from RefSeq and is a predicted model, not a curated record. Lineage: Eukaryota; Metazoa; Arthropoda; Insecta; Lepidoptera; Nymphalidae.
UAAAACAAUUAAAUUAAGUUUAAUUAUAAUAUGGAGAAAAUUUCAGCGUAGAUUUUUUUAAUUGAACGUCUAAAAUGUUGAAAUAAUACAUCGCGAAAUCUGUGUCGAGUUGCUUAACUAUCUUAAAUCUCAGUGAAGGGUUUGCGACAGUACUGGCCUACUAGAUGUAGGUUGAUUAAAUCAGAACUUUAAAAAGAAAUUAAGAAAUUACAAUAAUCGCGGCGCCAAUAUUAAAUAUACUUUUAAAUAAAAACAAAACGAUACGAGCUUAUUUCACUUUUUAUAAAGAAAAGUUUUAAUAAAGGAAUAACAAGUAAAAUGAGCUUACAUUUUGAACCAGAUGGUACUCCCUUCGUUAUGUGUGAGAAACAUAAAAUAAAAUUGGAAAAAGAGCCUAUAACAGAAAAUUUCUACGUUAAGAAAGCGAGGGAUGAACUAAGAGAGACUCCGGAAAAUAUUGAAAAUGGCCUAAAAGAAUUGAGACAACUGCUUAAAUGUGAAACCAACUUGGUUAUACCACUAGAUGAAGAUGAGUUUCUACUUAAGUUCCUAAGGCCAGCGAAAUUUUACGCGAAGAGUGCAUUCGAGAGGAUACAAGCUUAUUACAAGUUUAGGUUAUCACACCAGGACUAUUGUCAGGAUCUUUUCCCGAGCAACGUUCGGGUAGCUUUCGAUCACUCUAUCAUCUCUAUCCUCUCGCCAAGAGACGAAAACGGCCGUCGCAUCAUGUUUGUAGAAUCUGGAGAGAAAUGGAACCCCCGCGAUGUUCCCCUACGUGAUGUUUUCCGUGGCGUGCAGCUGGGGCUGGAGUCUGCGAUGGUGGAACCACGUACCCAGGUCUGCGGCGUUGUUGUUAUACUCGACAUGAAAGGCCUUUCUUUCACACACAUAAUGCAAUUCACGCCAUCAUUUGCGAAGAUGGUCGUUGAUUGGAUCCAGGACUGUAUACCAAUUAGAUUGAAAGGAGUACACAUUGUCAAUCAGCCGUACAUAUUUAAUAUGUUAUUCGCGAUAUUUAAGCCGUUUCUACGGCAGAAGCUUCGCUCGCGGAUAUUUUUCCACGGCACGGAUAAAAAAUCUUUGUUGAAACAUAUCAAUAAGGAAGCCCUGAUGAUGAGGCUGGGAGGAUGCUUGCCUGAUAAUGAAAUAUCUGGUGAGGUAUUGUGGAAAAUGCUGCAUCAUUAUGAAGAAAGUUUCAGGCGAGCAGAUUCGUACGGAUACAUUACGAACAAUAACAAAUGACAAGGGAUUUAGAAAAAUAGAUUUUAAUGACAAGGUCAAAACUCUAAUAGGUUAAAAAUAGCUACCAUUAUGAAAUGUCCUUGAAUUUAAGAUACAAAAAUGAUUAUAUAAUUAUAGUUUUGCAUGAGUGACACCGUGAAUAAUUUUGUAUUAUCAUAACAUUAAAUUUACAUUAUAUUUAGGUGCCUACAUAAAAUGAUUUAGGAAUUGUAAAAGCUUUAUCAUUUGACUCAUAUCGUUGUUAUAUGUUUUAAACUUAUGUAUGUAAGGUAUGACGGAAUAUUAUUAAAGAAUUUUAAAAGAAA